UUUGGAGGCUGGCACGGGAGAGGGGCGGGACUAGGCACGCCCUUCCCCCUCUGCAGCGGCUGAUUGGCCAGCGGAGUCUCCGCGUUCGAUUUGGGAAGGUUGGCUCAGCUGCUCGCUGCAAGGCUGUGGCCAAGGAUUGGUUGUUGAGGGCCUCAGAGCACUUUCUCCGGGGAACUGUGGCUGCGAUCCAGGUGGCUCGGACCGGAUCCCGGCUGCGUUCUGCCCGCCUCGGGCAGCCAAGGCAACCAGAGCAACGGUGAUGGGGACCCCAGCCUCUGUGGUGAGCGAGCCACCCCUGUGGCAGGUCUCAACUGAGGCCCGGGGGCGAAAGCAGGCCUCUGCUAACAUCUUCCAGGAUGCGGAGCUGGUGCAGAUCCAGGGCCUGUUCCAGCGCAGUGGGGACCAGCUGGCUGAAGAGCGGGCCCAGAUCAUCUGGGAAUGUGCGGGGGAUCACCGUGUGGCUGAGGCCCUAAGAAGACUGCGCAGGAAAAGGCCCCCAAGGCAGAACCACUGUAGUCGGCUGAGAGCGCCAGAGCCUGGUUCUACAGUGGUCGACCCACAGGACAGCACCACCGACAUGGCUUCCGGCGAGCAGUUUGGGAACUCCCGGAGGACAAGUGCCAGAGUCCACCGAAGCUGGAAUAAGCCGGGUCCCACAGGUUACCUCCACCAGAUCAGACACUGACCCAGUGAAGGGGUGGGGAGGUCCUCCCCAGAUGUUGCAGGGACUUUGCCAAAGGGCUUAUGGAGUAGCAAGGAGGGGCAUGAGCAGGGCCGUGUCUAAGUGAUGACAGCGGUAAUGGGACUGUUGUCCUCGAUUCAGAUCAGAACCAGAACCAGCAUUCACUGAACUCUGCACUAUGUAGAACUUUUUUUUUUUUUACUUUAGUUUUUUGAAAGCGGGUUUCUCUGUAGCUUUGAAGCCUGUACUAGCACUCACUCUGUAGACCAGGCUGGCCUCGAACUCAGAGAUCUGCCUGUCUCUGCCUCCCAAGUGCUGGGAUCAAAGACGUGCGCCACCACCGCCUGGCCCGGAACAAGGCCCAGGGAUAACAAGGCUGCUCAUGCCUCAGACCUAACAGUAUACCUGGGCUGCAUGGCGUUCCCCUGGGAUGAAAGUAAUACACACUGAGAUGCAGCAUCUCGCCACUUCUGUCACUAACUGCCAGCUACUGUCACCAUAAAGCAGCCAGCUGUCUCAGACCCUGUGUCAUGGCCAGUACAAAGGGAAAACUUGUUUAAGUGGAAAAUAAAAACAUUUACAUCAA
This is a messenger RNA of Mesocricetus auratus (golden hamster), 1268 nucleotides long. RefSeq names its product arginine vasopressin induced 1 (gene Avpi1). The record is from RefSeq and is a predicted model, not a curated record. Bases 260 to 685 code for a protein of 141 amino acids. The transcript has 3 exons. Lineage: Eukaryota; Metazoa; Chordata; Mammalia; Rodentia; Cricetidae.